CUAGGCUCUGCAAUUCAAUUCUUUUUAUCGUCCAACAAACCGCUGGCCCUAAAAUCCUCAUUUUUCUCUCUUCUCUCUCUCCGAUUAUUGCAAUAACCCGGAAAAUCUAGAAAGCAGUAGGAGGAAACUCUACAACUAUCCAGAAAAAGGAGUUUUCCUGAUCUGAAAUGAAGCAAUAGCCCCUCAUUUAUUUUUGCUCAAAACACCGAUUCGAAGUUUAUUUACUUAGUUUUUAUUGUUGCUGCGUUUGGUUGGACUUUCUACCUCGGUUUCUCUCUGGUUAAGACAGUGCUCCGAUUGGCGACAAACUUUGACUGGCGCCCUCAGGCCGUAGAACUUCAUCAUGGUUGCCACCGCCGCUACUUCUGCUUUCUUUCCGGCCGCAUCUCCAGCUCCAGACUCUGGCCCAAAGACGGCCAAAAAGCUUGCGAAUUUGGGAGGAAUGAAGUCGAAAUCUGCUGGGUCUUCCGGUGCCUUGCAGGGCAAGGCAAGUACCCAAGCUUCUCCCAAAAUAAAUGGUACCUCAGUUGGGUUGAAAAAACCAGUGGAAGGUGUGAAGAAUGAGUUUGAAACGUCGUCGCCUGCUCCCAGGACUUUCAUUAACACAUUACCUGAUUGGAGCAUGCUUCUUGCCGCUAUCACCACAAUCUUCUUGGCUGCUGAAAAGCAGUGGAUGAUGCUUGAUUGGAAACCAAGGCGGCCUGACAUGCUCAUUGACCCUUUCGGUCUAGGGAGAAUUGUUCAGGAUGGUCUUGUGUUCCGGCAGAAUUUUUCUAUUAGAUCAUAUGAAAUAGGUGCUGAUCGCACAGCGUCGAUAGAAACGUUGAUGAAUCAUCUACAGGAAACUGCCCUUAACCACGUUAAGGGUGCUGGACUUCUUGGUGAUGGCUUUGGUUCGACGCCAGAGAUGUGCAAAAAGAACCUCAUAUGGGUGGUUACACGAAUGCAGGUGGUGGUAGAUCGCUAUCCUACAUGGGGUGAUGUUGUGCAAGUAGACACUUGGGUCGGUCCAUCUGGAAAGAAUGGUAUGCGCCGUGAUUGGGUUUUACUUGAUUCUAAAACUGGCGAAACUCUGACAAGAGCCUCUAGUGUUUGGGUGAUGAUGAAUAAACAAACCAGGAGGUUAUCUAAGAUUCCAGAAGAAGUUCGGGGAGAAAUAGAGCCUUAUUUUACGGAUACUGUUCCUGUUGUGGAAGAGGAUAGCAGAAAACUGCAAAAACUUGAUGACAAUACAGCAGACUAUGUUCUUACUGGGUUAAGUCCUAGGUGGAGUGAUUUAGAUGUCAAUAUGCAUGUCAACAAUGUGAAGUAUAUUGGCUGGAUCCUUGAGGUAGAUGCUCAAGUGAAUUUCUUUCUUCAGUUCAUCUCCUUUAGUGCUCCAUUGCCGAUCUUGGAGAGCUAUGAGCUUUCUGCCAUGACCUUGGAGUACAGGAGGGAGUGUGGAAAGGACAACGUGCUUCAGUCAUUGACUGCCGUCUCUGGCAGUGGCAUUGGUAAUUUGGGAACUCUGGCUGACAUGGAGUGCCAGCACUUGCUUCGACUCGAGAAUGGAGCUGAGAUUGUGAGGGGCAGGACGUCGUGGAGGCCCAAACAUGCCAGCAACUUUGAAACUUUUGGUUCAAUUCCUGCUGAAAGCAUCUAAUAUUAAUAUGAAGUGCUAUUGGGGAUGGAAUGGAUAUAGGAGCGCUUGUGUAGAAUCCUCUGCAUGUGUUUCUUGGAUUUUAUUCGUAUUUCUUCCUUUUCUAUAUAUAUAUAUAUAUUUAUAUAUGUUCCUUCUCUUUUGUCAUCUUCAGGAAAGAAUAGUGUUCCUCCCCACCCUCCUCUUGUAAUUAUCUCUUUCUUUCUCUCUCUCAAAAAUCCACUCUAGUUCUUAUCCAAAAAAGUCUUAAAGGAGAUAGAUAGAGAUCAACGUAUAGAGUUAUUGCUAUCAAUACAGAUUUUUGGGGUACCA
Molecule: messenger RNA, 1951 nt
Organism: Juglans regia (Persian walnut)
Lineage: Eukaryota; Viridiplantae; Streptophyta; Magnoliopsida; Fagales; Juglandaceae
Product: palmitoyl-acyl carrier protein thioesterase, chloroplastic-like
Exons: 7
Coding region: 344-1642 (432 amino acids)
Biological process (GO): fatty acid biosynthetic process
Molecular function (GO): acyl carrier activity; fatty acyl-[ACP] hydrolase activity
Source: RefSeq, a predicted model, not a curated record